Micropterus dolomieu (smallmouth bass) is the source of this 2720-nucleotide messenger RNA. It is a transcript of the gene psmd5, whose product is annotated as proteasome 26S subunit, non-ATPase 5. The record is from RefSeq and is a predicted model, not a curated record. The transcript has 10 exons. Gene Ontology annotation, cellular component: cytosol. Gene Ontology annotation, biological process: proteasome assembly. Bases 50 to 1564 code for a protein of 504 amino acids. NCBI's taxonomy places the organism in Eukaryota, Metazoa, Chordata, Actinopteri, Centrarchiformes, Centrarchidae.
UUGUCGGAGUCGUUAGUCGGUAGUUUGGUUUCCCCAAACAUUGACAGUCAUGGCUGCUUCCAUUGAGAGUUUACUGGAGGAAAUCUCCGGUGUCGAAGAUCCAAUUGAAGAGCUAAAGAGUUUAAAAACAGCUCUACUAUCGAUACCUCUCAGCGCGUUGAGAGACUCUGUGAGCGGACAGCGUUUUAAUGUGAUAUUCACUCUGUUAAACUCAAAUCAGAGGGAGCAAGUUGAGCUGUGUGUGGACAUCCUGAAAUGCAUCUUAAUGGCCCUCAGCCCUGUGUCCCUGGCCCAGAACUACAGAGUGGAGAUACAGGGGGGUCUGACCCAUCCUAAUGAAACUGUUAAAAUACUGGCCUUGACACAGAUUGGAAGAAUAGUGGAGCACCCUGACGCUGCAACUGAAAUCUUCAACAACCAUGACAUUCUUCGAGCGGUGAUCAACUGCAUCGGAGAAGAGAAAAUUGCUGUGGCAAAGCAGGCCAUCCAGUCCUUGUCGAAACUGAGUCACUCCAAGCCCGGGUUAGACACAUUGUUCCAGAGCGACCUGCUGAAAGUUAUGAAGGAUGUGAUGAACACAAGUGACAUUGUCAGAUACAGGAUAUAUGAGCUGGUGGUGGAAAUCUCUUCUGUAUCUCCCAUUUCCCUUGGAUACUGUGCCAAUAGCAGCUUAAUUUCUCAGCUGAUUGGAGAACUGACAGGAGACGAUGUGUUGAUCAGAGCCACAGCCAUUGAGAUGGUGACCUCUCUAGCCCACAGUCAGCAUGGCCGACAGUAUUUGGCCCAGCAGGGUAUAAUGGACAAGAUCUCCAACAUGAUCAGAGGAGCAGAGACUGACUCGCUCUCUUCUCUCUACCUUCCUGGUUUGGUGAAGUUCUUUGGAAACCUGGCCAUUAUGGACAGCCCACAGCAGGUUUGUGAAGCAUACCCGGUUUUCCAGAACAAAGUGUUUGAGAUGGCUCUGGACCCAGACCCUGUGAUGAUCGGCGUGGCUCUGGACACUUUGGGAUUACUUGGGUCUACUGUGGAAGGGAAGCAGGUCCUUCAGAAAACAGGUGAAAAGUUCAAAGCUGUGUUGUUGAGAAUGAGCCAGCUUGCCAGCUCAGGCGCUACAGAGCUCAGAGUGCGCAGCUUAGACGCCAUAUCACAACUUCUCACUCUACAGCCAGAGCAUCAGACAGAAGACCUCUUGGCCCUCACAGAGUCCUGGUUUCACCUUUUGUCUAAGCAGCCCAUGGACAUGAUUUGCAACAUUAGCACUCAGCCGUUCCCAGAGCUGCAUUGUGGGGCUCUGCGGAUAUUUACUGCCAUCGCUUCUCAGCCAUGGGGUCAGAAGUUAAUGAUCAGCACUCCCAGUUUCAUGGAGUUCAUUUUGGAUCGUUCAACGGGUCAGACAAAGGAGGCCAAAGACGCUAAGUUUGAACUGGUGGGGUCGAUUGUAUGCUCAUCGACAGCAGCAGAGAUUCUGGGCAGCCAGAAUUACAUCCGUCUGAAGACUUAUCUCAGAGAGGGACCGUACUAUGUUUCAGCUGUGGCCUCAGUCAGUACAGAAGGAGCAGAAUGAUGCAAACAAACAACAACAGUACACUUCAUGGGUUUCUGGUUAAUGCUUAAGUAAUGGGUAAGUGCCUGAGUAAUCAAACUCAUUGUUAACACAUUAUUCACUGCCUUCAUAAACAAUUCUUCUGAUAAAUACAUAAAUAGUUCUUACAAAUCAGGACAUGAUGUUAAAACUUAUUUAAUUUUCAAACAUGAGUUGACAAAAAUGCUUAUACACCUACAACAUAAAGCCUGAAAAGGAAGGUUUAAGUACUUUGAAAGUAUUUAAAAACAAAUAAUUUGUCUUAAUUACAUGCUUUGCCUGACACCUCAGCUGCUGUUAAUUUAGGCCGAUCUAAACACAUUAUAUUUAUCAGGCAUUUCUGAUAGGACUUUAAACUUUGUUCAAACUUUAGACUUUGUUUUUGUCAUAUUUAGUCACCACACCUGUGGAGUAAAUAUAAUAGAGUAUUAAGUAAAGUAUUGAAAUGUACGUUAUAUCAGUUUGGGCUUAGAGAUUGCACAUUUUUUUACAGAAAGCGUUACAACCUGGGGGCUUGGAGUUUGAAAGAUUUGGGCAAUUAGAAGACAGGGAGGUUCUAACGUAAGACGCUAUUGAGUUGCAUUAUGUAGGAGUGAGUGAUUUUGAAGCUUGACCCAUACUAGAUAUUUAAGGUUGGUAUAUCUUGGAAUCCGCUGCUUUGGUUUUCUCGUGUAAGUCACCCAGCGUUAUAGAAACACAAAAUCGCUGGAGUAUCCCAGUAACAGUUAAAUUUAUUGUGACAAGAUGAACUUCCAUGAAGGAUGUGAAAAUCCACACACAAACACAUCAAACGUAGCCAUUGUAAGAUGAUGGAUACCUGUUCACGUCACUAUAUCUCCACAUCAUAUGACAAUGUCAGCAUGGUCUUCUCAGAGUGUUUACCAGUUACUUAAGCAAUAAUUAAAGAACUUAUCCUCAAAUGUUUACCAUCCAGGCGCUUAUAAACACAAAUUCCCUUCAUCAUAUACAGUAUCUUUCAAAUCAAACAGGGUGCGACCAAAAAUGCAACCUUGCUGAUCAAACUCCAGCUCUUCAAAUGCUUCAGACAUUGAUUACAUUAUUUUGUCAAAUAUUUUGUUUACUAAAUAAAAUUGAUAUAGAAUUUUUUUCUUUUGCAAUUAAAGAGGAUGUAAUCUGA